CUAGAUUUGACAUUAAUAGAUGCCACAGAUGUUCUAAAGCUGCCACAAAGCAUGAAAAAAAAAUAGACGUCUCUGUUAAGAUAUUCAUUGUGUGUACUCAUGUUGUACAAUAUGUUUAACAUAGACAGUAUUUUAGUUGUCACCACAAGGAGGCACUGUUUUAUUGUAAGGGCACGUAUGCUGCGUCAUCACGCCCCUGAGAAGAAGUAUACUACCAACAAAAAAUGGCACCCAUGAGGAAAGUUUUGCCGCAUGUUCAUGCUGAAUAAAGUUCCCAAACUAUUAAGGAUAUUUUUGCCUCCGUCGUCAUUUUCCUUCGAGUUGAUCGCUGUCGAUGCUGCAAUACUCAACAGGUUAUGGGCCCAGGGCCGACUCGAAGAGGAGUUUUAUUUUUUUCUUAUGAAGAUCCGGAGCCGCAACCGAUAGCGGGCUAACGGCUAAAUAGCAUGGAUCAACGAGGAGCAAGCAGGCUGCCUCGACUCAUGUUUGACGGAGAUGAGACCAAAUAUGAACUUUGGGAAACUAAGGUGCUAGGAUAUUUGCACUUGUUGGGAUUAAAAGACACUGUUCUGAAGGAACCGAACAGUGAGGCUGAAGUAGCGGCAGACGGUAAGAAGAACGCUGACGCUUACGCCGAGUUAAUCCAAUUUUUGGACGAUAAAAGCCUCUCGCUGAUUAUGAGAGAUGCCCCUGAUAAUGGGAGAAGAGCAUUAGAAAUAUUGAGGGACUACUACGCUGGAAAGGGGAAGCCCCGAAUCAUCAACCUGUACACCAUGCUGACAUCGCUUCAGAAAAAGAGGGAAGAGACUGUCACAGACUAUGUCAUCAGAGCAGAGGCCGCCAUUACAGCACUGCGCAAUGCGGGUGAGACUUUAGGUGAUGGAUUACUGAUUGCUAUGGUUUUAAAAGGACUACCUGGAAGUUUUAAACCAUUUGCAAUACACGUUACCCACGAUAAAGACGAUAUGACAUUUGCUGAGUUCAAAACAAAGCUACGAAGUUUCGAAGACACCGAAAAGUCAUGCGCAUCGGAGUGUAGCGACAACAUAAUGAAAACAGGAGUAAGAACCGGGCGUGAGCACACGAGAUCUAGCGCACAAUGCAGAUACAAGAGCGAUGUGGACAUUGUGUGUUUCAAGUGUGGACUAAAAGGCCACCGAGCAAAAGUGUGCAGGCGGAGGACGUGGUGCAGUCAUUGCAAAAGCAACACACACAGUGAUACCACAUGUAGACAUAAAGACAAACAAGAUGGUGUGCGGAAGGUCGCAGAUGAGAGCGGCAACGGAUCCAAAGCAGAAACGCCGGAUUAUGCCUUCAGGAUUAAGGGCGCAGACAUCAAAGUCCAGCAGUCAGCAUACAGCGUUGAGGAGAAAGGCCUGUUGGUGGACACUGGGGCUACCUCACACAUCAUUAACGACAUCGCCAAGUUCAAGGGCUUCGACGACGUGUUCAGACCGGAGACACACAGCGUGGAACUGGCAGACGGUACCCAGUGCAGAGGCAUCGCCCAACAGAGGGGGGACGCAGAGGUGUUCCUGAUUGACAAUACAGGCCAGCGACGCAAAGCAACGCUGAAAGAUGCGCUGUUUAUUCCAUCAUACCCCCAGAACAUAUUCUCUGUAAAGUCAGCCACUGCAUUAGGAGCAACAGUCACCUUUAAACAAGGGCAGGACAUGUUGACCCACAAAGACGAGUGACCUCGUCGUUUCCUGGAUUCGUGAACCCACGCUACAAAGUCUGUCGACAGCCUGUUUCUAGUGAAACAGUAAAGACCAACUACGUGAAUUCGCCGUUGGCCAGCGUUUUUAGCAAGAGGUCCACGAUUCCAGGGAGCGAGGAGGAUUCUCUCCGACCGGCAUUUUCAUCUGAACCAGGUGAAUAUAAACACUCAAGAACACAUUGCGGCUAAAAUCGGUUUUUAGGUUGACACGGUUCUUAAGAGACUCGUCCCUUAGGGACUGGAAGUCGGGAAAAGACUCGUCCUUUAAGGACUGGAAGUCAGGGAUCUCACUCUUACGAGUGAAAGGACUCGCCUGUAAGACGGAACUGGCAGUCCCCUGGGGGACUCGUUCCGCAAUUAAAAGGCUGGAAGUCAGGGAUCUCACUCUCACGAGUGAAUGAAAAUAAAGGGAUCUCACUCUCACGAGUGAAUGAAAAUAAAGGGAUCUCACUCUCGCGAGUGAAUGAAAAUAAAGAACGUGUCAAUUAAAAUAGGAUUAUAGUACCGCGUGUGAAGUUUAUGUGUUGUUGAGGAGUGAGUGACCUUUUGAAUAGAAACAACAGGUUUCUGCACCACUCUUACUGUUUCCUGUGUCGACCGAUGUACUGGUGAGAAGGGGUCAAAGGUUGCGCUUCAACGCAUAAAAUUAAGGCCGCCCUGGGUCUAGACCAGGGUAGAAGGCUGCCUUAAUAACCUCCCCCGACUCUAAUAUCAGCGAAGGUCACACAGAGUGUAUGUUGGCAGUAUUAGUAAAUAA
This is a messenger RNA of Oreochromis aureus, 2477 nucleotides long. RefSeq lists its product as uncharacterized. Lineage: Eukaryota; Metazoa; Chordata; Actinopteri; Cichliformes; Cichlidae. Gene Ontology annotation, molecular function: nucleic acid binding; zinc ion binding. The transcript is spliced from 2 exons. Bases 447 to 1697 code for a protein of 416 amino acids. The record is from RefSeq and is a predicted model, not a curated record.